AUGUCCGGCGCCCCCAUCACGAUGACCGACGGCAAGCUCUCCGUGCCGGACGAGCCGAUCAUCCCGUUCAUCGAGGGCGACGGCACCGGGCCCGACAUCUGGGCCGCUUCGCAGCUGGUCUUGGACGCCGCGGUCGAGAAGGCGUACGGCGGCGCGAAGAAGAUCGCCUGGACCGAGGUCCUCGCCGGCCAGAAGGCGUUCGACCAGACGGGCGAGUGGCUCCCCGAGGCGACGCUCGACUCGUUCCGCAAGCACCUGGUCGGCAUCAAGGGCCCGCUCACCACGCCCGUCGGCGGCGGCAUCCGCUCGAUCAACGUCGCCCUCCGGCAGAUCCUCGACCUCUACACGUGUUUGCGCCCGGUGCAGUACUUCACCGGUGUCCCGUCGCCGGUCACGCGGCCGGAGCUGACCGACAUGGUCAUCUUCCGUGAGAACACCGAGGACAUCUACGCCGGCGUCGAGUUCGCCGGCGGCACCGACGAGGCGAAGAAGGUGCUCGACUUCCUCGAGUCCGAUUUCCCCGAGCGCUUCGCCAAGAUCCGCUUCGGCACGGCCGACAAGGCGGCCGCCUGGCGCGAGGCGGUCGGCCACGGCGCCGACCCGAGCCUCGAGUGCGGCAUCGGCAUCAAGCCGGUGAGCAAGCAGGGCACUCAGCGGCUCGUCCACUCAGCCAUCCAGUACGCGAUCGACAACGACCGCGACUCGGUCACCCUUGUCCACAAGGGGAACAUCAUGAAGUUCACCGAGGGCGCCUUCCGCGACUGGGGCUACGAGCUUGCCGCCCAAGCGUUCGACGCCGAGCCGCUCGACGGCGGCCCCUGGCACGUCAUCAAGAAGGGGCAGCACGGCGCCAAGCAGGACAUCGUCGUCAAGGACGUCAUCGCCGACGCGAUGCUCCAGCAGAUCCUCACCCGCCCGGCCGAGUACAGCGUGAUCGCCACGCUGAACCUCAACGGCGACUACAUCAGCGACGCCCUGGCCGCGUGCGUCGGCGGCAUCGGCAUCGCCCCCGGCGGCAACAUCAACUACGUCACCGGCCACGCCAUCUUCGAGGCGACUCACGGCACGGCGCCCAAGUACGCCGGCCAGGACAAGGUGAACCCAGGCAGCGUGAUCCUGUCGGGCGAGAUGAUGCUGCGUCACCUCGGCUGGACCGAGGCGGCCGACCUGAUCGUGAAGGGCCUGAACGGCGCGAUCGGCGCGAAGACGGUCACCUACGACUUCGAGCGCCUGAUGGACGGCGCGACGCUGGUGAAGUGCAGCGAGUUCGGCGCGGCGAUCGUGAAGCACAUGGGGUUGACCAGCCACCUGGGUGGCCGGGGACGCUGCGAAGCGGCGCCCCCGGUGAAUCGCCAACGCGACAUCUACUUGCUAAUUACCGGGGAAGCCUUGGGUACCGGGGCAUCGCUGUACGAAGCAUGCGACGAAGUCGGUGUCGACCCAGACUUCGUAGGUAACUUCGCGAAUCGCUGUAGUCAGGUCCCCGACUUCGAAGGCGUGAUGGCCGCUCGCGACGGCUUAGAUGCCGUGGUUCCUAUCUUCUGCCAGGAAGAUGACGGACCAAUGAAACAAGUGGCGUCCGCAGUCUUACUCGCACUAGGAGAUGAGCUCUUCCUUCUUACGGCCGCGCACGUCGUUGAUGAAUGGCAGGGUGGAUCGCACCUGCUGAUGCCCGCGGCCGAUCAUAUCCGCUCAAUCGGAGGCGACCUGGGAUACACACCCUUACCGCCGGGUGGGAAUCGCGAAGAGGAUAAGGUUGACAUCGCUUACCUGCGACUCGACAGCGCUUGGAAAGAGAUGCUCCACAAAGACGCAAAACCGCUUGGCAAGCAGGCGUUGCUGCUCACUGACAACGACCCACCGGGCGCGUUGCACACCUUCGCGGGUUACCCAUGGCGGCUGACAGAUCAAACAGAGGAAGGGUUUGCCGGCGACCGCACGACAUAUACGGGCCAUCUCUACGCUCCAGAUGUGUUUGAGACUCUCGGGUACUCACCUGUUGCACACGUGCUCGUUCGCGUACGCAGGCGUAAGACCUACAGCACUCGCUAUGGAGGGCGAAGGGCCGCGGGUCAUCCUGAGGGAAUAAGCGGAGGCGCAGUCUUUUCAUGGCCACCGACGGUUGCGCAACGCGCUAGCGAUCAACCGCUCCGGCUUGCGGCAAUCGGCCACACGUACCAUGCAAAGGAACACUGUCUGGCUGGAACUCGGGUCAUCUCACUGAUCAUGGCGAUCAUCGACCGUUUCCCCGAACUCGCGAAGUGCUUCGACGAUGUCGAGGUUGCAUGUGACGAGUUUUUCGAUUUCUUGCAGAAGCAUAGUGUUGGAUGCAUUAACCGUGCCGCUUCGGUUCUAGUCGGCAUGCCGUGGUACACGCAUGACACCUACGCACAGUGCGUUCGUGACUUUGACGACGGGGAGUCUAUGCCUGACACCUUCGAGGCAUGGCUCCAUGCCGCACUCGAGUCCGAGAAGAGCGUUUAUGCAUCGGGCUCAGCCGUGUGGAGAGCUCAUGUUCGACCGGGCACAAUUCGUCCGUGGUGUGCGGCCCGGGGGAUCGAGCGCGUCGACGGCAAGGCCCGCCGCGGUUGGCGCCAAUCGCGCUGGAGCACGCAGCGCUGGACCCGCAGCUACAACGCCCCGAGCCGCACCGUCUACGCCCGCUCGUCGACCGACCCGGUGUGGCCCAGCUCGGUCCGGCGGAGUUACAACCCGAUCACCUACUCGGGCAUCAGCCGCGCCGAGCAAAACGCCCAACGCCGCCGCGACGCCUGGUACGAAGAAGCCUACAACGGCUGGCGGGCGACAGCGCGUAGCCGGGGGCGCCAGCCCCCGGAAUCCGACGUCGCACAACACCAAGCCCCGGAGGGGCGACAGCGCUUCCGCACGCCGGUUGCUGUCGCCCCUCCGGGGCUCUUGCCUUGGCGCGGUCGCCAUCGACCGGGGGCUCGCGCCCCCGGCUACGCGCUUUCGCCCCUCCGGGGCUUUCUUCGUCGUGGGAACCGAACGCGUUGGGCCUUCUCGACAUUGAUGUGGGAGGUAACGGCGCCGGCUGAAUCGGCUCUUGGGAAGUCGCGGCGGCGACCCUGUCGGCCCGCGGCGUUCGUUCUGGAUGAGCCUUCUACGGAGGCGACCCGCCCCCGCGGAACAGGACUUUCAAAACGAACGAGGCUCACGAUGCUCCGCACCUUCUUCUUGGCGGCCGCGGCGACGGUCUGCGCGACCGCCGCUCACGCCGGUCGGUUCUACGACUUCGUCGAGACCGGGACCGGCGACACGAUCGCCCACUUGUGGCUGACGGAACUGCCUGCCUCUCAGGACGAAGUCGUCGAGCUGCGAUUCACGCCCAAGGGGCAGGCGCUGUUUGGCUUCGGCGACGUCUACCCCAAGCCGCUCGAGAACACGGCGAUCAGCCUGGCCUACGACGACGGGAUGGGGGGCCUCGGCCCGACCGACGACGGCGAGCCGUGGAUGCUCCCGGCGAUCUUCGACGAGAACCCGGCCGACUCGACGAUCGUCGACGUGCCGGUCUAUCCCAUCUUCCGGGUCGGCUACCGCAACGCCGCCGGCAUGGACGAGCUGCGUUUCAAAUGGAGCGACUCGAUCACCGGCCACGGCUCGGUCUCCGUGCUCGGCGACUGGGUCCAGACGACCCCCGAACCAAGCGGCGGCGUGCUGGCCGCGAUCGGCCUGGCGGCGGCGGCCCGCGGACGCCGUCGACGAGCAGUCGCGAGCGGCGCGUGA
Molecule: messenger RNA, 3744 nt
Organism: Cladocopium goreaui
Lineage: Eukaryota; Dinophyceae; Suessiales; Symbiodiniaceae
Source: the annotation of a GenBank genome assembly